AUGGCACCGGCUGGCAGCAAAAAUGCCAAGAAGGGCAUCCUGGAACGGCUGAACUCUGGAGAGGUCAUCAUCGGAGAUGGAGGGUUUGUCUUUGCGCUGGAGAAGAGGGGCUACGUGAAGGCAGGGCCCUGGACCCCAGAAGCCGCCGUGGAACACCCAGAAGCAGUUCGCCAGCUUCAUCGGGAGUUCCUCAGAUCUGGCUCCAACGUCAUGCAGACCUUCACCUUCUAUGCCAGUGAAGACAAGCUGGAGAACAGGGGAAACUAUGUUGCAGAGAAACUAUCCGGGCAGAAAGUCAAUGAAGCCGCUUGUGACAUUGCACGGCAAGUGGCUGAUGAAGGAGAUGCUUUGGUAGCAGGGGGCGUGAGCCAGACACCUUCGUACCUUAGCUGCAAGAGCGAAACUGAAGUCAAAAAAGUCUUUCAGCAACAGUUAGAGGUCUUCAUGAGGAAGAACGUGGACUUCUUGAUCGCAGAGUAUUUUGAACACGUUGAAGAGGCUGUAUGGGCAGUUGAAGCCUUGAAAGCAUCAGGGAAACCAGUGGCGGCAACUCUGUGCAUCGGCCCAGAGGGAGACUUGCACAGCGUGACCCCCGGCGAGUGUGCAGUGCGCCUGGUUAAAGCAGGAGCUUCCAUUGUGGGGGUGAACUGCCAUUUUGACCCCACAAUUAGCUUACAAACAGUGAAGCUCAUGAAAGAAGGCUUGGAGGCUGCGGGACUGAAAGCCCACCUGAUGAGUCAGCCCUUGGCCUACCACACUCCCGACUGCGGCAAGCAGGGAUUUAUUGACCUGCCAGAAUUCCCCUUUGGACUGGAACCCAGAGUUGCAACCAGAUGGGAUAUUCAAAAGUACGCCAGAGAGGCCUACAACCUGGGGGUCAGGUACAUAGGCGGGUGCUGUGGAUUUGAACCCUACCACAUCAGGGCAAUUGCAGAGGAGCUGGCCCCAGAGAGGGGAUUUUUACCACUGGCUUCAGAAAAACAUGGCAGCUGGGGAAGUGGUUUGGACAUGCACACCAAACCCUGGAUUAGAGCCAGGGCCAGGAAGGAAUACUGGGAGAAUCUUCGGAUAGCCUCGGGCAGGCCGUACAACCCUUCCAUGUCAAAGCCGGACGCCUGGGGAGUGACCAAGGGAACAGCCGAGCUUAUGCAGCAGAAAGAAGCCACAACCAAGCAGCAGCUGAGAGAGCUCUUCGAAAAACACAAGUUCAAGUCUGCACAGUAG
Messenger RNA from Rangifer tarandus platyrhynchus (Svalbard reindeer), 1224 nucleotides. The record is from the annotation of a GenBank genome assembly. Lineage: Eukaryota; Metazoa; Chordata; Mammalia; Artiodactyla; Cervidae.